UUGUAGCUUUUUCCGAAGGUGACGAAAGGGCCAAUAACUUUAACUAUUUUUGUUGUUUUGAAGCUUUCAAAAAAAGUAAUUAGAAAGUGAUCUUAAGAAGUUAUUUUACUGUGUAAUUUGAAAAAAAAAAAAAACAACCAGAACGUCAUUAGCUAGCUAGGCCUGCUGCCAAGUUAUUCGCUAGCACACGUGCUCGAGGGCCAAGUUUCUUUCUCAGUUUGAAGUUGUCCGGUCAUCUAAAGAAACACCAGCCAAAGAUGUCAACCACAAUUCGAUUUGGAACCACUAGUGGUCCUUGCAACAUCUCCUCUUCAGAGAGAACACAAUGUGUAGAGGACAUGGAUGAAAAGGCAAACUGUGACCCAGAAAGACUCCUCCAGUGCCCCUUUGACAAGAACCACCAGAUCCGAGCGUGCCGCUUCCCGUACCAUCUGAUAAAGUGCAGGAAGAACCACCCGAAGCUGGCCAGUGAGCUGAAAACCUGCCCUUUCAACGCUCGUCACCUGGUGCCUCAGCAUGAGCUUGCGUACCACACAGAAACUUGCGUGGACCGGAUAUCUGUGCACACAGAAGAAGAUGGAGGCACAAAUGGACACUGUCAGUGGCAGGUCCCAGUCAGCACUUGGGUGAACCCAACCAUGACUGAGGAUUGGGACCAAGAGGCGGAUGAUCAUGCUGCUCCAUUUGUGUGGGGUACAAAUGGAGCCCUGGAUCUGAAUAUGGAGACCAGGCCCACCAACAACCUUGGCCAGAUUUAUAGAACGCCUAAUACGUUCCCAUGGUAGCCACGUCUGUGGUUAGCUUCAUCUAUAUCCAAGUUCAUUUCUGUUUGUUUUUAGCAUUAACACUGUGUAAAAGUUUUACAUUUGACAGCAGUUUUCACUGGUUUACAAUAUUUUUUUUUUCACGCUGAUUUCCAUUCUGUUGGAAAAAAGGAUUACCAAAUGUUGACUGCUGUAGUUGUUCUAUUAAAGUGUGUUUGUUUCAAAUAAACUUGAAAUAUGUGCAUAAAAGG
Messenger RNA from Notolabrus celidotus (New Zealand spotty), 1015 nucleotides. RefSeq lists its product as uncharacterized. The transcript has 7 exons. Bases 258 to 785 code for a protein of 175 amino acids. Lineage: Eukaryota; Metazoa; Chordata; Actinopteri; Labriformes; Labridae. The record is from RefSeq and is a predicted model, not a curated record.